CACUACAAUAAAUCGAAGAAUAUAAACAAACACACAAGAGAAGAAAAAAAUGAAAAGUUUUGCCAACGUAACUCUAUUUUUAUUACAAAGCUUCUUGUUUCCUCUUUACAGUUCAUCUCUUCAUCAAACUUCUCCAGAUAAUUCAUCUCCAUUUCCUUCUGAUUUCCUCUUUGGCACAUCAUCUUCUGCUUAUCAGUAUGAAGGUGCGUACUUAACCGAUGGAAAAGGUUUGAACAAUUGGGAUGUCUUUAGCCAUGAAAAACCUGGGGAUAUAUUGGACGGGGGCAAUGGAGAUAUAGCUGUUGAUCAAUAUAAUCGAUUUAUGGAGGAUAUCCAAUCAAUGAAUUAUCUUGGCGUCAACAGUUACAGAUUUUCAAUUUCUUGGUCAAGAGUCUUACCUAAAGGGAGACUUGGAGGCAUAAACCAUUUGGGCAUAGAGCAUUACAACAGGUUGAUCGACGCUCUCAUUAGAAAUGGGAUUACACCAUUUGUGACGUUGAACCAUUUCGACUAUCCUCAAGAACUUGAGAACCGAUUUAAAAGCUGGUUAAGCCCUGAGAUGCAGAAAGAGUUCGGGUACUUGGCUGAUACAUGUUUCAAACAUUUUGGAGACCGAGUUAAACACUGGAUCACGAUAAACGAACCAAAUCAACAAAUAAUCUUAAGCUAUCUAAAGGGCAUAUUUCCACCAAACCGGUGCUCCAUGCCGUUUGGAAAUUGUAGUCAGGGGAAUUCAGAAACUGAGCCUUUUAUAGCUGCGCAUAACACAAUCCUCGCACACGCAAAGGCGGUUCAAAUAUACCAAACUAAAUAUAAGAAAGAACAAAAGGGAAGCAUCGGCAUUGUGGUACAAACAUCAUGGUUUGAACCCAUAAGCGAUUCCACUGCUGAUAAAAAUGCUGCAGAGAGAGCUCAGUCGUUUUAUUCGAACUGGAUUCUAGAUCCCGUUGUAUAUGGGAAAUAUCCUAAAGAAAUGGUGAAUCUACUUGGAUCAGCUUUACCGAAAUUUUCCAGAAAGGAAAUAAAGAACCUUAAAAGAUAUAAAUCAGAUUUUUUGGGUAUUAAUCACUAUACAAGUUACUUCAUCCAGGAUUGUUUGAUUUCUGCUUGUAAUUCUGGAGAUGGAGCUUCUAGAAGUGAAGGAUUCGCACUGAAAUUAAUCCAGAAAGGCAAUAUUUCAGUCGGAGAAGUUACCGACGUAAGUUGGUUGAACAUUGAUCCUGAAGGAUUCAGGAAGAUGUUGAAUUAUCUAACAGAUAGAUACCCAAACAUACCAAUGUUCAUCACCGAAAACGGUCUCGGAGAGUUACAAAAACCAGAGACAACUGUAAAAGAACUACUAAAUGAUACAAAAAGGGUACGCUAUUUGAGUGGAUAUUUGGAUGCUUUGAAGACAGCAAUGAGGGAUGGAGCAAAUGUGAAAGGAUAUUUUGCAUGGUCACUAUUAGAUAAUUUUGAAUGGUUGUACGGAUACAAGCUUCGCUUUGGGAUAUACCACGUUGAUUACACAACUCUCAAAAGAACACCGAAGCAAUCAGCGUAUUGGUACAAGAACUUCAUUGAAAACCACAUGCGUACAAGAGAUCUCGCAGAUAAAAAAUGAAGAUGUCAAAACUAGGAAAGAUUUAGUAAAAUCUUAUGAUUAUUAAUUCUUUUGGAAUGUGUCUUGCGUUUGUUAUAUAUGUAUAACGAGUGUUCUCCCAAUCUUGCACAACAAUUUUAUUACAACGAUUAUUGUACAUGAAUAUGUGGGGUAUACAUAAAUUAUAUGGAAAAUAUAACAAUAAAAAAUCA
Brassica oleracea var. oleracea is the source of this 1794-nucleotide messenger RNA. RefSeq names its product beta-glucosidase 46-like. Gene Ontology annotation, biological process: carbohydrate metabolic process. The transcript has 12 exons. Gene Ontology annotation, molecular function: beta-glucosidase activity. The record is from RefSeq and is a predicted model, not a curated record. The coding region runs from base 50 to 1603 and encodes 517 amino acids. Lineage: Eukaryota; Viridiplantae; Streptophyta; Magnoliopsida; Brassicales; Brassicaceae.